This is a messenger RNA of Porites lobata, 30728 nucleotides long. The record is from the annotation of a GenBank genome assembly. NCBI's taxonomy places the organism in Eukaryota, Metazoa, Cnidaria, Anthozoa, Scleractinia, Poritidae.
AUGGCAUUCUUCUUCGCUCACUUGCGUCCAAACAGCCACGAUAUUCUGAUUCUUAUGUGUUGCCCUCACCACCUUCAACGUAGGUUGGAAAAGAAGCUCGAGAAAAAAGAAGUAACAUUCUAUAGUGUAAGUUCCACGAAACGUAUGAAACCACAAGACAAAGUGUAUUUCCUGGUCUCAGGGGGAAUAUGUUCAUAUAAAGAGGACAUGCACCUUUUUCUCAGGUAAGUAUUUUAAAAGUAAAAAAUCUAUCUAAGGAUGAAGUGUGGAAACUAUAAUAUGUAGCUUUUUCCUGUAAUCCUGAUGCAUGGUUUCCAUAUACAAGUUUCAUAUAAUCUGUUUUGGUCUCGUCACUGCGACGAUCUUCUUGGACAGGAUCAGCGACCGUUCUGCGUCUCGUCGUAGGGACCUGAGAAAACAUUUGGCCUGGCGUCUGCAGCGUUCUUCGACACACGGUCUGAGUGAUCGGACACAUGUCAUGUCCAGUUAAAGAUGAGAUAAAUGCUUUGUGCUAUUUUCACAACAAAAUCAAGUGAAACAAAUAUGGCAUGUCUGUGAUCGCUAACUCCAGAUGGGAACAUUUGUUUGUGGUGAUCUCCUGGGAUACCAUCUGAUGCAGUUAACCUGCGACAGUUUCGCAGAAAACCCCAGACCGUUACAAAUUAUAUGGAAACAGGCUUUAGGAUUCCUUGAUGCGGGGUUUUAUCUAUAUAUGCACCCGAUUUUCAAAUCACUGAAAUUCUUCACACAAGUAAAUAGAACUGAUCUAAAGCGUUCAACAUAUUAUAGGAGAAGUGUAAACUGACUCCACUCAGUCCUUGUUAGACGUUAUCCUGGUCUCCUCGACCUCUUUAGUGCGUAGCGUAAUAAAUGCACCAAUCAGCGAUCAUUUACCAGUUUAUGCUGUCUUCAGCUGAAACCUAUUAAAGCUACCCCUUAGAUCAUCUCAGCGCCUAGCAACAAGAACUAUUCGCCAAACCUUUUUUAUGCUGGCCUUGCUAAUAACAAUUCGGGCCAACUACUAUUCAUUUUUUGUUGGCGAUGACGUCAACACCAAACUCAAUAUCUUCAACAUCGUUCUCCAAUCUACACUUGACUUACAUACUCUUUGUAUACCUAUCGCACUUAGUAAUAACACUUGUCGCACUUUGUAAUAAACUUGGAAUCGAUGGUCGGAGAACAAGUAAACCCAAUACUGUAAUAAGCAUAAGUAUGAUAAUGUUCAAAACUUUGCAGUGAAACCACUCGCCGCACUUGAGUUUUGAGCAUUCUAUGACGUCAUUUCUAUGGUCUAUAAGAGUGUAGACCAUGGAAAAUUGUGGUCGUUUAUUAAAUUUUCGCUUUGAGGGAAAAAUUAUAGAAUUGGAUUUUGCCAAUAAAUUGAACAUGACUUCAUAAUGACAUCAAAUUAUGUCAUUGUGUCAAUCAAGUUUUGCCUAGAUCAUUACCAUAAAUGGUUCUGUGUUAUUGUUGUGGCCUGGUUUUGUGAGUGGCCCUUAUAUAAAUAGUCAUCAUCAUAAAACAUUCUCCAUAAUAAUGACAAUAAACAAUUAUCAUUGUUAUUGUGAUUGUUAUUAUUAUUGUUAUUGUUGUUGUUGUCGAUUAUGAUUCUUGUUAUUGGGUUUACUUGUCCUCGACCAUCCAUUUCAAGUUUAUUACAAAGUGCGACAGCUUUUUUUAUUACAAAGUGUGAUAGGUAUAACAAAGUGCGACGAUAAUUACAAAGUGCGACAGAAUACACUCUACUGAAACUCUCGAUAUUCAUACUACGGAUGCCAUAUUGGAAGGAAUGAACAACAAGAAAGUUACUGUUCUGAUAUUGCUCGACCUCUCGAAUUCGUUUGACAGCAUCAACCAUCGCAGAUUACUUCAUAAAUUUUCACAGAUCGGCGCGCCACCUUUCACCUUGUCCGACCGCUCACCGUUCGUUCGCAUAAAUUCCACCCUUUCAGACCCUCUGCCAGUCUUCCAUGGUGUUCCACAAGGCUCAAUUCUUUCACCUUUACUUUUCUGCAUAUAUAUGAAUGACCUUCGCCUUUGCUUCUCAAACUACGUACGAUCUAUCGUUUUUCCUAUCAGAUUCCGACAGGAAGACUUGCAUCGAGUCCUAACUUGGUGCUGCGAAAAUCAUCAUCUUAUAAAUCCAGCCUAAACCAAGUUCUUCUUCUUGGUUGAAUCCAGGCAACUUUUAGGAAGACUACCCGAGAACUUGUCUGUGUCCUUUCUGGGAAAAUCUCUUGAACCUGCUACUUGAGCCAAAGACUUGGAUGUCAUCUUAGAACCCCACUUAACUCAUAUUAAUAUUCAUUCAAAAUAUUUCCUCGAUUCUGAUUGGCUAAAAGCACACGUUCAAUAAACCAUAACCAGUUGUUCAACACUGGGUUAAGAUAACCCAGGGUUAGUGCGAGAUUUGAAUUCAGAUUUGAAAGCUUAAAAAGCAUUUCAGUUUUAAUUCUCUUUCUCUACAAGUUGAUGAUUGAAAGCUCUAAAUAUAACAGAGAAAAUUAUCCAACAAAAUGCUUUUGAACACAAGAAAGAGAAACCUGGGUUAAGUUAACCCCUUGUUAAGUGCUAAUCGGUUUUCGAACAACUGGGCCCUGAUUGGUGCGUAUUGAAGACCGUGACAAGAUGAGCGCUGAAGUUUUAAGGCCGAUUAUUAUGCAGUGCGAAUUUUUUCGUAGUUCUAUCACACGCUUAAUUGCCGUUACAUCACAACUAAAACACGACACGUGUUGUCCAAAUAAUACCUCUGAUAUACCUUGUGCAAACACUUGGACUGUUAUCGAAAAAGAUUAUCGCGCACGACUCUUUAGUCGCUUCAGUGCCUGUUUAUGUCGUCACAUUCCAGCUAUUGCUAAAAAAAUAUUUAAGUCUGUUUUUUGAUUAAUUUAUAGAUACAUUACAUUUACUUUUACAUACAUCAUCUUGCAAUAUCUAACAGACAUUCGCAAGCUCCUAACUAAUAACUAAAGUACUACUACAAGGAAAAAUAAAAAUACAAUAAAUCGAAAGGGGUAAACAUCACACUGAAAAAAUGAAGUCAGAGACGGUGGCUUUAAAUUUUGCGGUUAAAUCCAUUGUUAAAUAAUCAGAUGUCAGGCUAUUCCAGUCAAUGAUAGUUCGCGGCCUGAAGCUGUAUUUGUGUGUGUCAAAGGAUGAAGUGAUGAAGUGGAAUAAAUUUCAGUGGAUGAGAUCCUCUGGUUUUUAGGGAAGACUGGUGAUGUACAUAACAGGGGAUAUCAAUAGCGGCCUGGUUGGUAACACAUUUGUACAUCAGUGUCAGUCUAGAUACUUGUCUUCUUUUUUCGAGGGUUGGCCGAUUUAUUUGCUUUAUGGCCUUGGUUACGCAUCCCUCCUCUUUCGUGUACGUUCUUGUUACGAAGCGUGUUGCCCUGCGCUGGACCUAUUCGAGCCAUGAUUUCUGAUAUGCUCUAUACGGAUCCCAUACAGUACAACCAUAUUCCAACAUUGGUCUCACUAGCGAUUUGCGGGCUUGAUCUUUAACCUUCUGUGAGCAAUAAUGCAAGUUCCUCUUGACAAAGCGAAGUGUCGAAUUGGCUUUGUUUGUAAUGUUCAGGAUAUGUGGCUUCCAGUUUAGAUCCUCUGACAGAGAAACUCCGAGGUAAGGAUAGUGGUCUACAGCCUGUAGGGUAUGGCCAAGCAUAGUGCAUGGGUGUAAAAAAGGAUACUUGGUUCUGCAAACGCGUAGAACGUAACACUUCAAUAGGUUGAAAGCCAUGCAUUUGCCACAACUUUGCCCAUUCAACUAAUUUGUCCAGAUCAGAUUGGAGACUGAUUCCAUCGUCGGAAUUGUGUACCAGACCAUACAACAGGAUGUCGUCAGCAAAUAACUUAAUAUUUGAGGUAAUAUCAUUACCUAGAUAGUUAACGAAUAUCAAGAAGCACAAGGGACCCAACACGGUUCCUUACGGGACUCCGGAUCUCACGCAAGACUUCUCACUGUACUCGCCUUAAAGGACCACCUGUUGAGUUUUUCCUGUUAGCCAUGCCUUUAUCCAGGCUAAGACUAAACCAGGAAUGCCAUAAUACUCUAAUUUAAGUAACAGACGUUUGUGUGCUAAAAGAUCAGUCUGGUUUCUAUCAUUUACUGACCAGGCUAGAUGCUCUACGGUAUUAAUAAGUUGCGUUUCGCAUGAGCGCCCAGGACGGAAACCAUGUUGGGCAUCCACCAGGAUGUCAAAAGAGUUUAAAUGUAUCAUAAUACCGCGAUAAAUAAUGUGUAUUUGUAAUUUUAAAGCUAAGCAAGUCAAGUGAACAAAGUUUUACCACGAAGCUGGGCCAAUUCUGCUUUUCCUGAAGGGCGUGUGAAAUUGAAUUUUACCCUUCGGGGCUUUGAGUAACAAAUUCUACUAAAUAUGAUACAAUUUUACUGAGGGGCUUUUAUGUUUUAAAUAGGUUUGAUGAAGAGUCGGAAAGCAAGCUGGAAUCACGCUGUCAUUACGUUAGCGCCGAUCGAGCAGAAAUAAAAUUUCUUAGCGAGCCUCCUGUCAAAAAUGGGACAUUAUUGGGCAAACUGUUUUUGGAGAAGUCUACCCCAGUAAGUCGUACUUGAUAUCAUAUCUUCUUUUAGUAGAUACUACAGUAUUAAAACAAAUGAUCAGGUCUCUUCCACUUUCAUACUGUUAUUGAUCCACUCUAACUGGCAAAUCCUCCUGGACAUAGCCAGAAGUUUUGAUUGAUGCCUUUAGUUCCUUAAUAGCGAACAUGAAAAGAUUAUUACACUCCUUUCAGUGUGCUAAUGCAAAUAGUUAUUGCUCAUUCCACUGCGCCAGGUUUGGUUUAGUUGGGCAGACCGCUUGACUGCAGAGCGGGAUGUCGCGGGCCGGACCAUUACUUAGCGUUUUAGAAUAACUGAGAAAUGAAGGUACUCCCUUUGCACUGCAAGCGGCUAGACCUUCGCGUGGCUCGGAUGACCACGUAAAAUGGCGGUCCCGUCUCCACAAGGUGACGUAAAAAUAGUGUCCUCAAUUAGUACUCUUAUGCUAAAUAUAUUGACACACAAAGCGUCUUUUUUGUAGUUUUUUUGUUAUAAUUCUGUGAUUUAUUAUAAAAGGAUUUUCAGCUUGUAAUAACUGAAAGAGAUCUAGGCGUCAUCUAAAAAUAAUUGUUUAAGACUUUGAAUGCCCCAUUCACAGCAAAGCCUUAAACGUCUUUAAAAGCAGUUUAGUUAAACGCAGUUGAAACGUUUUUAUCAUAAAAGCUGUUAACUAAUUUUUUCCAACUACAAAUUUAGCGCAAAUGAAAGCACAAGUCAGUAAAACUCAGUAGGCUAUAUAAUUUGAAUUUCGUUACACCUGGUUGAGCUAAAACAUUGUUCAUUGGUGUGAAUAAGAUAUAACACAACUUAAUUAUCAAUUCGUGAAAUUUGUGUUCUCAGGUCGUGAACAGUUAUACUGGAGGCACCGGUGGGUUUCUUCUUUGUUUCCACUCUCUUAUUUAAGUACUGUAGACAACGUUUUUAGUAACUCAAAACUGCAACAACCCAACACUACAAACAAAAUCUGUAGUUCAGUUUUUUUGUUUGUUGUAUGAAAAGGACUUUUUUGCUGAAGAAUAGCCACAAUUCUUAAAGAAGGGCACUUUUUGUUAAAUCAGUGACUCCACUUGACCCAUUUAAAAACAUGAUAAUUUUUUUCAUUGAAACCUGGAAAGAACAGGUUUAACAACAGUACAAACCUACAAAACUCUGUUUGAGUGGAAGUCUAUGUCUUCGUAAUGGAUGUGUCUUUGAAAACUACUGAGUCAGGAGCUAAAUACGUUUUUUUUUUUCACUUUAUGUUAAAACGUCGAAAUACCAUCAGGGAAGAAAAGGAAGAAGAAGAAAAGAAAAAAUCCCAAUGGAAAGAGGAUGUCUGAAGGUACGCAAAAGCCAUAGGCUCUAUUUUAACCCUAAAAUGAAUAGUUUCUUUUUUUGCCUUCUGUACUGUUUAAGUAACUGUAUCAUGGUCCACUUACGUACUGUAGGCAACGUUUUUAGUAACUCAGAACUGCGGCAACCCAACGCUGCAAACAAAAUCUAUAGUUCUGUUUUUGUUUGUUUGUUGUAUGAAAAGGACUUUUUUUGCUGAAAAAUACCCCACGAUUCUUAAAGAAAGGCACUUUUUGUUAAAUCAGUGACUCCACUUGACCCAUUUGAAUAGCAAUAAGAGCUCUUAGAAAACAAAAGAUCGAAUCCUUCAUUUUUAGAGGCUGUGUUGGGGGUUGUAAAGAACUGGAAUGCUUGCCUAGCCAAUUAACUCUGACUCUGUUCUUCUGCUUUUUAAUUAUUCUUCUGACCUCCCUCCUCUUUAGCUACAACAACUCAUCUACUAGCAAGCCCAGGCGUGUUUCGGUUAACUGACUGUGAGAACUUUCCACUGCAUAUCCUUUCGCUUAACUUGUGGAGAAAUGGAACAGUCUUCACUGCCGUAAUUAAAAAGUACCAAAAGGACCAAUCAAAUGCUAACCCGAGAAAACAGCCGACAUUUGGGGACGCUGCCGCUGGUUUCCCCACCAAAUGAAGUCUGAGAAACGAGCGCAGAAAUUCUAUACUGAUGACGCGUCACUACCCAGAUCUGUGUAGUGCUUCUGAUUGGUUGAAAUAAAUUUCCCACGCGGCACAAUAAAUCAGAAGCACUACCCAGAUCUGGGUAGUGACGCGUCAUCAGUAUGGAAUUUCUGCGCUCGUUUCUCAGACGUCAUUUGGCGGGGAAACCAGUGGUAGCAUCGCCAAAUGUCACUGUUUUCUCAGGCUAAUUAAAUGCUAGCGGUAAAACUGCUUGGAAGGACUACGUCAGCUAUAAUCCCCGAACAUGUCUACUUCAAAGAACUACAUUUUGAGUUCAGAACAAAUCCUUCAAACGAACGAUACUACUCAAAACCUCAGGAACUGGGCCGUUAUACACUGAAUUUCCUUGGACUAUGAACUGUUUUAUUAAGAAACUAGCACUUACUACAAAAUAAUCAUUCGGAAACCCAAUACGUAAGAAAUACCCAAUCUAAACGCCUAAACAAAUACCUACUGAGGCUAUUGUAUCUAGCGUUGAGGCCGUUCUGUCUCGCCAACACGAGCUAUCAGAAUCGACCAAGGAUAACAUCAGAAGUAGAGUGACCUCUACUCUGCAAUCAGCCUCAUUACCGAACAGUAACUUGACUCCUGACGAACAGAAAGCACUUAAACGACUGAAAACAGACGAGAACAUAGUCAUACUACCCGCAGACAAGGGACGGGUGACUGUUGUUAUGGACAAGACAGACUACAACGACAAAAUGGACUCGCUUGUUAACGACAAACAGACCUACGAAGUACUUAAACGAGACCCGACACCCGCACUGCAACGCAAACUUAACAACAAACUGCUUACACUGAAGAAAACCGACAAGAUCGACUUUCGACGCUACAACAGACUGAGGUGUAGUGUUCCGCAGCUACCCAAGCUGUAUGGACUACCAAAACUACACAAACCCAACAUACCUAAGCGGCCCAUAGUUUCUUUCUGUGGGUCCCCAACCUACCAACUGUCUAAAUACUUAACUAACGUACUGAAACCGCUGACUUUAUUGACGCCAUUAAGACAAUACAGAUACCGGACGACCACAAACUAGUGUCGUUUGACGUGAAAUCGAGGUUCACCAGUAUUCCACUUCAACUGGCUCUAGACUGUACUGAGAAAGCUAUUAAGAACUCUGCUGUUGAACUAUCACUACCUACAGACGACAUUAUGGACCUACUCAACCUCUGUUUGACUUCGACGUACUUUCAGCACAACGGCAAACACUACAAACAGUUACACGGUAAAGCUAUGGGCUCUCCAGUUUCUGUUGUUGUAGCAGAAAUUUUCAUGCAAAACAUCGAGGAACAAGCCCUAGCUACCUACACGCGAACUGUACCUCUUUGGUUACGUUACGUUGACGACACAUUCACCGCCGUACACAAAGACGGAAUCGACGAUUUUCACGAACACCUUAACAGACAGAACGCGGACAUACAGUUCACCAAGGAGAUCGAAGAAAAUGAUAAGAUACCUUUUCUAGACUGCUUGGUCACUCGCGACAACAACAAACUAAAAACGACUAUUUACAGAAAACCGACACAUACCGACCGAUUACUAGACCAGUCUUCGUACAACCCGACCUCUCACAAGGCUACUACAUCCGGACUCUGUCGAGACGAGCGCAACUAGUUUGCGACUCACCUGACAGCCUACAAGACGAGACUGAUUAUCUUAACAACGUUUUUAGUAAGAACAAUUACAACACGGACUUUGUUAGACGGAACACUCACAGUAACACUGAUUCCAACUCUCAGACCAACUCUGGCCCUGUUACGACAGCGACUAUACCGUACAUCAGAGGCACCUCUGAAACUAUUGCACGUAUAUUACAACCUUACAAUAUACGUGUUGCGCACAAACCGAUAACCACUUUACGGCGACUGCUUACUAAUGUCAAGGACAAAGACAAACCGGAGGACAGACAGGGAGCAGUAUACAAGAUCAAAUGCUGCGACUGCCAGGCUUCUUACAUUGGUGAAACCGGCAGAAACCUAAGCACGCGACUGACCGAACACAAACGCGCGACGAGGAAUGGUGACGUCAACAAUCACAUUGCUGAGCACCAUUUAAAGACGAAACAUCAAAUUGACUGGGACUCUGCGACAUGUAUAACGUAUUCUACAGACUACUAUCAACGUCUUACUUUGGAAAGCUGGUUUACUAACUUAGAACAAACGCCACUGAAUCGCAGCCAACAGUUACCAGCGUCGUACAAACGACUUAUUGACGAGAUCAAGCAAAACUAACUACGAGAGAACAACUGGACAACUGACAAUUUGACUAACAAUAGACGACUGUUUAACUGUGACAAUAGACGGAUCGAAACGCACCAAUCACUGAUUACGAGUCUUCAUAGCCAAUAACAUCACGGCUUAACUGACAAACGACCAAUAACAUCGCGACAUAAUUGACCAAUCAGAUCAAUAACCAGAGUAUAAUACCAUCAACUGACGUGAUACAACUCACUUUAACUCUAAAGAUGACUACCGCACAGGUUGUCGAAACGUCAGUCACUGUCAACAACAACAGUCCUAUUCAGGACUACGUUCACCCGGACGAUCAAACUCAACCUUUUGAAAUACCCAAUCGUCAGAAACAAAACUAAUAGCUGUAUUUAUCAAGCAGGUCAAUUUGACAAAUUGACUAGUAUAAGACUGAAUACUUAUAUUCUUUUUACUCUUUUUUUUUCAUAGUAGAGGCUUCACAAGAAAAUCAUAAAACACGUAAACGGAAAAAGCAAAAAGCACAGGAGCCUACUGAAGGUAUGCUAAUAGUCAGGACCUUCUAUUUUAAUCACGGGACGCACGUAAAGUUUAUUGUCCUGUUAAAGACCAGGGGCGUUCCUAGACAUUCUCUAGCUCUAAGCCGUUCACCAGAGUGUUGCUGAUAUACGCUUACCAAUUUACACCGGUUCAAGAGCCGGGUUUUACAGGCCGUAAAGUAACUUAAGUUGGAUCUUUAAGUUAGAAAAUGUUGUAUUUCCCUGCUUCUAUGUAAUAAUAUAUAGAUUUAGCCAGGGCUAAAAGCAAGCUCUCGUUAAUAUACUUUUGAUUUACUGAUACAGAAGAAUAAAAUCAUGUAAUGCUAAACGGCAACGUCAACAAGAAGGGCAAAAAAAUCAACUGGUCUAUAAAUUAGCCAAAAAAAAUAGCUCUGCUCAAGCAGCACACCUAGCUUUUUUGUACAUUUAUUUGACGUUUUAUACGAUUACAACGUGAAACUUCCUAGUUACACAUCUUACGUAGGAAAUGUCGUAUUUGAUCACAAAAAGGUUUAUUGCUUGUGUUCUCGUUCGCUUUUUUUGUCACUGCCACUCUUAUUCACCUUGCUGGCCGCUAGCAUUUCUCAUUUUCUCACCGCCACUUUUCAUGUUUUUCUUCCAACGAAAUUCGUUUUUUUUUUAACUAACGCUUUAGCUCUUUCUCUGUUAUCCACGUAAGUAAAGACAUAAACUGAAUUUAGUUGGAUUCGACUUUUUUGUUGUUUUCUCUUAAAAAGGGCGGGUGGCCAUGCGAUUUCCCGCCAAAAAACCUCGUGUUGCCUUUGGGUUGCCAUACCUGGUGAUUGAGUUAAUUUACAUUGCUAUGCUUGUGGUGUGGAUGGAGCGCGUAGGUCACGUGAUUACCAAAUUUUAUCCGAUGCAUUGAUAAUCAAGUAUCUAUUUAUAGCAACAAAAUUAGAAGUGUUGACAUCCUUAUGCAAGUUAUAAUUACGGUAUUUUGUUGACGUAGAGAUUGUAGUAAAGUUAUAUUAUGCCUUAAUUUAUCCCUUUUCUGACUUAUGGCAUUAUUAUCUGGCGCAGCAGAUACGAAUUAACUCUUAAACCAUUAACUGUACUCCAAAAGAAAGCUAUCCGUACUAUUACCUCUUCUAAAUUUGAUAGCCAUUCCAGUCUUUUGUUUAAAACUCUUCGGGUAAUUAAGUUCUGUGAUCUUGUCUCACUCCAUAUUGUAAUUUCCAUGUAUAAGCUUCAUAAUAGGCUCCUACCUGCUACAUUUCAUUCCUGCUUCACUAUAGUAACCUAUAUCCAAAACAAAUAUGCUAGACUUGCAGCAAAACAGUCUUACUAUCUUCUUUAUGCCCGAACAAACUAUGGUAGAUUUAACAUCCGUUUUUUUUAGGACCUUCAAUCUGAAAUUCCAUUCAUAAUGAAAAUAAAGCUAUCAUCCUUUUGUAUGAUCAAGAGAAAAAUAAAAGAUUUAUAUUUUGAAACAUACUAGAUUAGUGAAACUGUCUUGUACGAUCAUGAUACCACUGCUAAAUGCUCAUCAAUGAAUCUGUUUAUUUAUUUAUGGACAUUUUAAUUUCUUAAUACUGUACUUUUUAUGUAGUGUUAUAUACUGUAAAUACUUUAUAUUAAGAAUUUAUUCAUUUAACUUAUUUGUAUACUCAAUAUGCUUCUUGAUUUUGCUGUUUGUUUUUGUUUCGUUUUGUUUUUUGUUUUUUGUUUCUUAUAGCAUUAAUGUUUCUUUCAUAUCUCUUUUUUCGCCUUCUCCCGCCUCGAUUACAUAUUCUAUUUGCGGGGGAACAUUAAACAUUAAACUCUCUUGUAUUGUUGAUGUGUUCGGACUUCCUAAUAAUAAAGUUUGUUGUUGUUAACCAAAUUUUCUUACCCAUGGUGCUUUGCUGUGCGCGAGCUCCGCUAUGAUUAACGCAAAGACAAAGCUGUGUUAGAAUAGCAUUCUAAAAUGUAUGGCCGAAGGAAGAUUUCUGUACAUGUGUUCAGAAUUCAAAUGCCAAUCUACGGGUUCCCAAGUGCAGAAUCCCUGGACCACCGAAGUCGAUGCUCGUGUUCCUGUACGCAUGUAGAAGCGCAAGCCCAGAGAACCUUCUGCUCUCCUGUCAAACUACAGUGUAGGAGCGCGGCUGUCUUUAGGAGCUGCAUGUCAUCCGAGUGACACUCUCGGCAAACAUUUUUGGAAUAUGAAAACAUACAAAAAAGAUUAUGACUCUUUUCAAUUUAGCCGUUCGAAAAAAGGAAAGAAAAUUCACCUCAAAAUCUGUUAAGCCCGUGCUUAACUGGCUUACAGUCAGGUACGCCCCUUACAGUAACUGUACCUGGUAAAGAAAAAGGUCAAAAAAGAAAUAGAUGCUCUCUUAAGUGACUGAAACUUUUUUUUUUAUUAAGAGCACCCACGAAAAAGGAAGAAAACACAGUUGGAUAACGUACAGGGAAAUGCUGAAGGUACCCUAGUCAGUGUCUUAACGCAUAUAUUCUGUGGGUUGCUUUCAUACUUUAAUCAAUUUUUUUUCUUUGUUUAAUACACGUCAUCAACAUAGAGGAAAAAAGAAAAAUGCAGCAUACAAAGGAAAAAUUGAACUAGGGCAUACCCAUUAAUACCGUAGAAAAAGCGUGAUAAUUUUUUUCAUUGAAACCUGGAAAGAACAGGUUUAACAACAGUACAGACCUUUAUAACUCUGUUUGAUUAAAAGUCUAUGUAAUGGAUGUGUUUUCAACAGGUCUUUGAAAACUACUGAGUUAAACCUUGCAAUACGUUUGUUUGUUUGUUUGUUUGCUUUUUCACUUUAUAUUAAGACGUCGAAAUACCAUCAGGGAAGAAAAAGAAGAAGAAGAAGAAAAGAAAAAAUCACAAUGGAAAGAGCAUGUCCGAAGGUAAGCUAAAAGCCAUACUAGGUUCUAUUUUAACUCUAAAUUGAAUAGUUUUUUUUUUUUUGCGUUCUGUACUGUUAAGUAACUGUAUCAUGGCUCACUUAGGUAAAGCAACUUGAGUUGACGUGAGAAUUUUUGCUACCAUUUUCUUUGUUUCCUUUGCACUAUAUUCAUUACUGGACCCAAGCAGAUAAAUGAGUUCAGGAACAAAAAGAGAUCACGAGAGACCGAUUUUUCGAAACACCGAAAAACCUUGUAACAUGAAUAAAUGAAUAAAAUCGUCUUUAUGCCAGCAUUUGAAAAUCAAAUUACUACCAGUAGUAAUUGCAAAUUAGGGGAGUGUGUUCGAUGGGGAGGGGUGAUAAGUGCCGGGGUGUGGGAAGUGAGAGGUAGGGAGAGCCGGUAAUGGAGUGUAAAAUUUUAUUUGCUUGUAAGAUUGAUAGAUUAACUCAAGACUAGCUCGCUCCAGGCUCUCAGAUAGUAGGGAUGACACGUAAGUGAAAGGCACGCGAAAAUAUGAGCGCGUGACCUGUCCCCAGUUUACUCCCGUUUUAUUUUCGUUUUCGCGCUUUCUCAAUAGGCCAUUUCCGAGUUCCAAAAAAUCUCACUUUCAAAGCGAGGCUAAGUGCGAAGCCAUUGAUAUGAAAAUGAUUUUUAAUUAUGAUGCAAAUAAAACUCAUUUUCACAACAACGGUUUCGCACUUAACCUCGUUUUGAAAGUGAGAUUUUUUGGAACUCGGAAAUGGCCUAUUCGGGGACCAGACUAUCCCGGAGCCUGGAACAGGCUUCCUCAAAAUGAGUCUUUAAACAAUGUGAUCUCAGCAGCUGCCUUUAUUAUUGUUAUUGUUUAUCUUCCCACUUCACAAUUCAUUACUAUUUCGUUUUUUUUCACAAAAAUUCAACAACGUCCUGUAUGUUUUACAUUUACUGACUAAACCUCUGAGUAAGCAUCCUGGGAGACCCAGGGGCAGAUUGUGGGGGCGAGGGAAAGUCUAAACGGGCGGAAAAAUAAGGCACGAAGAAAAGUAAAGAACGGCGAGAAGAGCCCCUGGGGACAAUGUCUUACCAGACCAGUUCCAAACGGUCGCCGCCGUUCUGGCUUCUGAUUGUGGCCAGAAAAACACAAGUUUUCUGGCACCAAUCAGAAGCCAGGACAGCGGCGACCGUUUGGAACUGGUCUGGUAUGCGAAACCGUUGUUGUGAAAAUGAGUUUUAUUUGCAUCAUAAUUAAAAAUCAUUUUCAUAUCAAUGGCUUCGCACUUAGCCUCGCUUUGAAAGUGAGAUUUUUUGGAACUCGGAAAUGGCCUAUUGAGAAAGCGCGAAAACGAAAAUAAAACGGGAGUAAACUGGGGACAGGUCACGCGCUCAUAAUUUCGCGUGCCUUUCACUUACGUGCCAUCCUUACUAUCUGAGAGCCUGGAGCAGGCUAGUCUUGAGUUAAUCUAUCAAUCUUACAAGCAAAUCAAAUUUUACAAGUAACAGCAGGUCAAACACUGACUAUAUAUCAACUUCUUGUAUAUUUUUCAAAAAUGGUGACAAACAAAAGCGAGUACAACGCUGUAAAUAGCUUUUAAAAGGAAAAGAUGUGAUUUGUAAUAGAAAUAUGAUCCGUCGAUUUAAGCUGAUGUAGCUUUUAUGGCUAAAAACAAAUACAGAGAGCAGAACACAAUGUUAACAUUAUAUAUCUACAUAUCUGAUUACCUUAGAAUGUACCCUACGAGCAGUGGUUUCUCAAGGCCGGACGCUACGCUACGAAGAGAGAGAAACUCUCCCUUCGAAGCGUAGCGUCCAGCCCGGAGAAACCACUGCUCGUAGGGUACUUAGAAUGGAGGUUUCUCUAUAAAAAAAGAACUAGAAUAAAAAACUGUGAGAAAAACGAUAAACAGCAGUAAACACAAACUCGCCAAUGUUCCAUCUGUGGCAAGUCACAAAAUAGAUACUAGUUCCCUAGCGAGAGGAAAACUGAACUGAUCUAGGGCAAAUGCACCAGCCAGUCAGUCCAAGAUGGCGCCCAAAACCGUGAAAUCGCAUGGCGUCUAGAACGAUACUACUCGAAUAGUAAGCGUCCUCUUUCGUCGAAUGCAAUAAGUCCACUGCUUUACAGGCCUGCCAACCUCAGAAGUGGAAGUCUGUGACGUUAAAGUGGCAGUUCGUGAAAACUGAUACUCAUAAAAUUGAAUCCUUUAUUAUGUUUUCGUUUUUAUAGAGGAAACUCCAAGAGAAAGCAAAAAAAGAAAAAAUAGGACGUCACCGGAGAAGGAUGAAGGUACCUUAUAGCUUUAAAUGUCAGAGCCAACAAAUAUGACCAAUCCAUCCCGCACAACCUUAUGUCAGGUUUUUUUUUUUUUUUUUUGCAACAGCUCUUACGUACACGGGUAUUAAGCAACCUCCUAAGGUACCCGCCAUUUCCAAGGAGGCGGCAGGAAAGAAAAUGGUCUUUUAUUCUUCCGCCAUAAUGGGAAAGGAGAAGAUCCUGGGGAUGAGGCUGCCAUCCUUUUUUUAGGAGGGAUUCUGUGCCUAAAAGUUGCUUUUUAUCAUCUGAUAAGCGUAAAAUUGAAGGCUUAUAGUUUUUUCCUUUUUUAUUGUAGAACCUCCACCAGAUAAACAGGAAAGAAAAAAAGAUAAAAGGCAGAAGACCAAAGGUAUCCUCUCAAAGCAAGUAGUGGGUAACAAAUAGAUUUAGCCAAGGCCAAAAGCGAAGCUCUUGGUUGAAUCUUUUAAGAAAUUUAGUGGCCUAAGAUUUUUUGCUAUAAUCACGUGUUGUUUAUGACAAAUGAAUCAGGUUAAUCCUUAGAAACUCGUUUUGAAAACAAGUGGUAUGGAAAGGGAGAUGUUGAUAUUGAUGUUGUUCAAAACUGACAAUUGGCGAAACCUUACUAGUAUUAGGGAUAGGAUACAUCCUUAUUUGGGCCGGGGCUUCGUGUAUGCCGUGUCUGAUUUGUUUACUAUAGAGCUUGUCAAUUAACUAAGCCAGGGACAAGGUCUUUCAUGAAUGGUUGCUCUUGAUAGAGGAAAGAGAAAAUACCUAGUUUUAUUCGUAGUGUCUAAAGGAAAACCUUAACUUACUGGUUUUGUCGAUGCAGAUUUUUUGUUUGUUCCUUUUUAAAGAAAUAAAAGAUGGUGAGGUUGUUGGGGAUGAUUUGGAAGGGUUGUCAACGGAGCUUGGGAAAUCGUGGAAAGCGCUUGCGAAGCGCUUGGAAUUCGGCGAAGGAAAAAUACAAGGAUUUGACUAUGAUAACAAAGACCUCCGUGAAAAAUCUUACAGCAUGUUGUGUGCGUGGCAAAAUAGAGACGGCUCGUCAGCAACUUACGAAGUCUUGUACCAAGCUUUGUGUCAUGAACAUGUUGGAUUUAUGAAGUUAGCAGAAAAGUAUUGCGUUUGUAAAUCCACAGACAAAGAAGAAUGCACAUCAGAGGGGUGAAGACUGAAGGUAAGACAAAGUUAAGAUUAUUAUGUUCACCGAAGUCUAUUUUGUUAUGAAAGCGGGAAAUUGCACAAGGCAGGCUUAGUGCCAUUAUAUCUUCAUUUGAAGUGAAGGAAGCGUAACCGAACCGGACACAGUGUUGGCCUUGAAAUCAGGAGGCCCCAAGUUUAAGUCUCUCUGACAGUUAACUGGAUUUGAAAGCAGCCAACCGGUUUGGAUUUCGCCAGUUGGGAUUCUUAAUCUUAUUCAUCAUCAUCAUCAUCAUUCGGCCUUUUCGGUCGGGAUGCUCUGAAUAAUCUUAUUCCACACAUUCAGGUCCGACAUCGCGUUUGCAAGAUCCUUCCUCUCCGAUGUUUUUGAUACUUAAACUAUUGUUGUCUCAGUAAGCUACCUGGCAGGGCUUAUUUAUUUAUUUAUUUCGGUAUUUUUCCCCAGCCAUUUUGAGGUGGAGCUACUUAGAGCAUGGGACUAAUUUAAUACUGGAAAGGCAACCCUUGGCAAUUUAUUUCAUUUCAUAAACGGUAUUACUGAGAAACUCGUUGAGGUAUUAAAAUCAUUGUGCGGAGCACCCAAUAACUUACACUGAACCUUUGCGCUUGCAUUGUGCAAUCUGCAGAUAAUCAUCGCUUUCAAAUAAUUGAUUAAUAAAGAGCAGAUGUCAGUAAAUAUCGACCAGAGGUCUACAAAAGUGAAAAAUCGAAAAUUCUCAAAAAAAUUCACAUAGAAGCACUAGGUAAGCUGUUAACGUAAAUGUAAUUUUUACUUCGAUCCGCUAAUUAUUUUAGACGUACGGGGGGGCUAUUGGUUUCGCGGCUCACGGACCGGUUUUAGUGGUUUUUACAGCCCCGAGACGGCGUGUCACGAAAAAAUCGUUUUAAAAAUCAAAUCAAUUGUAAUGCAAACAACAAAAAACUUGUUCAAAAAAGUACAUAAUUAUAUACAUUUUAUUGGGCGAUUUACUCAGUUUGAACGAAAAUGUAAUAUUUUGGAGAUUUUUCAUUAUUUUCAAUAUUUUGAACGUUUUCGUUCGAUGAAAAAAUGGCAAAUUUCAAAGCCCAAAAUCGUCGACUGGUACCUCGAUUUCACCAAAGAGUCUUACACCACGUUAAAGAGCGUUAUCUCUUCUUUCAAAAUCUGUUUUCAAAACUAUGGGCAACUUAAAAGAAAAUUUUUGAGGCCAAAAAAUACAAGAAGUACUUUUCUGAAAUUUGAGCUUUCCUCGCUCAGCGGGCCGAUGCUAAAAACUCGGGAAAAUACUAUAAGAAAUCAGUUUGAGCAACAGUGGUUUGAAGUUAUUAGCUUUCAGAAACCAAGACGUGUUUAUCCAGCAAUCUGAUAUAAUUUAAAACCGUUUGCUAACAGGAAAGGCAGAUUUAAGCUGUCAAUUCCUGCCAAGUGCACGUUGUCAAAGGGCAAAUCGCUUAUUAAAAAAAGUCUUAAAAUUCAAUACUUUUUACGUCCAGGAAAUGAGAUUUUAACGUACAAAACAAUGUUGUGAGUGUUUGUUGUUGGUACCUUAGCAUGGUGUUCCCAUAUAUUGGAAAUGUGAAGUAUCCACACGGGAGAACAGAUCAACAUCCAAGCGAAAGAUCUCAAACGCGGCAAAGAUUGCGUUACAUUUCACAGAACGACCGCUUACCACUGUUGUCACUCUAUGCAUGCUUUCACUGGAAGCUGCGAGAAGUUUGCACUCGUUAGGUAUGAUUCUUGAUCAGCGCUUUAAAAGAAAAUUUUUGAGGCCAAAAAAUACAAGUAGUACUUUUCUGAAAUUUGAGCUUUCCUCGUUCACUAGACCGAUGCUAAAAACUCGGAAAAAUACUAUAAGAAAUCUGUUUGAGCAACAGUGGUUUCAUGUUAACAGCUUUUAGAAACCAAGACGUGUUUAUCCAGCGAUCUGAUAUAAUUUAAAACCGUUUGCUCACAAGAAAGGCAGUUUUACGUUGUCAACUGCUGCCAAGUGCAUGAGUCACGUAAGUUUUGUCAAAGGGCAAAGCGCUAUAAUAAACCAGAUAAACUUUAAAAAUCGCAACGUUUUUGCGUCCAGGAAUUGAAUUUUACCGAACAGAAAAAUGCCUAUGAGUUUAUGUUUCAUACCUUAGCAUGGGUUUCCCAGAUAUUGGAAUUGAAAAACAUCAAGGACAGCAUCGGCAAGAGCAUCUUUGGCUGUUAUCAAACGGCGACGGAGAUUGCGUUACUUUUCACAGAGUGACCGCUUAGGCGCUUACCACCUAUUUUUGGCCUCGUAUUUCGACGUAACACUUACGACUGGCAUUGCACGCGUUACUGAUACUUUAUGAUCAAGUUCUGAAAUCUUCUUUACGAGACAAUUAACUGAAAUUUAAGGUAAAAAUGAUUUCAGAAAAUAAAAAAUAUAUAUUUUCCAAAGAUCAGCUGUACGCAAGGGCGUAUGUGCGUAUAAGGACACUACGCCCCUGAUAACUUAAGACCCGCUCUUAUAAAUGGGACAGUUAACGUCCUAUUGAAGAAGCGUUGUCAAUCUGUUUUGUCUGUGUUUGUUUUUUUGUUUGUUUGUUUGUUUUUACACCGUUUCAUAAAAAGUUUUAAAGGUUUAUUUCUGGCGACGUUUCUCGAAAUUUGUUAUCAGCACUGGCGAUACUGGGGAGUCGGUAGUGUGUCUUUCCUUACUGAAGAGGCCGAAAACUGAGAGUUUCUCUAAAUAAAAAGUACGCCUUCCCUGGAUACCUUAAGUCACCGAGGAGCUUUUAUUUUCGUUAUUUUCGCCAGCAGUUUUCAAUUAUUACACAAACAUUAUAUUGCCUACCAGAUUGCUCGUUGUCAGAAGCCCAAAACCAGCUCCCGUGGUUGUGAAUUUCUUCAAGACCGAAAAUUUCAGUAAGAACCGAAAACAACAGCUAAAAGGAGGCACACGGUUUGAACUAAACAAGGAAAGAGGCUCCUGAUUUUCUAAAAUGUCAUCGAUGUACGGUUCAAUCAGACUUGUUCCUACCCCUUGGGCAACCACUGGGACAAGUCCAACCCUCCGGGCCAGGGGGCCGUUUCUCGAAAGUCCCGAUAAUUAACGGGCCCGGUAAGCUGUCUCCAUUUACAUUAAAGAUCGAGGUUUCAAUAGUUUUGCAUCUAACAUGAUAAAACUGUCAGUUAAUGAAACAAAAUGGAGUAGUUUGCUGGCCAGGACCCGCGCUCUUAUUCUUUAUAUUUCGAUUCGAAUAUUUGAUUUCGGGCCCGUAGAGUUACCGGGACUUUCGAGAAACGGGCCCCAGGGGCUGGGCGGUUGUUUGAAGCGUUCAUAUCCCGGACUUUUGGGGGUAGUUGGCGGGGCAAAUCGAAAAUAACUGCUCUUUUUUUUGUGAAGUACAUCAUUUCUUAGCCUGAAUUUCAUCCGAUUACUUCGAGUCGUUAUUACUCCCUCAGUAACGUCUGAAUCGACCGGCCGUUAAUGCCGUCCAGCGACGUCACUACUCCUUGACCUUUGCUUUAAUUCAUGCAAAAAGAAAAACACGAUUUUAUUUGGCAAACCAAGAUGUAUCGUUUGGAAAUGUCUGCAUGAUACAGAAUUGCUUUAUUUUUUUCGAUCGUAAUUCAUGUUUAACUAUCAACUGCAUGCAGUAUAACUCUGAACCGGUUGUACUGAAUUCUAUAAUCAAACUCGGUCGCAAUCACGCAAUGAAAUAAACACACACACGGAACACUUAGUUCAAAAACAAUGAUUUGCUUUAAUUGAAAAGAAGUUAUUUGGUCCUUAACGAAGGAAAAAAACAAGGAAACAAGAAAGAAAAGCUAACAGAAUCAUUACACUUGACGGCUUUUGGGAGUUUAAAUUGAAUAAUUAAGAGCGACUGUCUGUAAAUAUCGACCAAAAUCGUCUUUUUGUGGCACAAGCUGAAAAUUCGAAUUUCGCUCAUUUUUGGCUCAUCGAUAACCCUUAAUGAGUAAUAAAACAUGCUUUAGUUAGUUUUCCCAAAUAACGUAUUCUUUUGUUAAAAUUCGAGGAAACUCAUUUUGCCCGUUCGGAGCUCAAAAUCCACUUCCGGUAAAGCGAAAUUUUACACAAAUUUCAUUGACUCGUACAUCAAACUACAAAGAUUUGGCGGCCUUUGAAGAACACGAAUAGUUUUUAUGACCCUUUCUUUCUCAUAAGACGAUAAAUUUGUGAAAGCUGUAAUAAGUUUGUGGCCAAAAAGGUAUUGUUAAAAAUUGGCCCUAUUGACAAUUUCACCGGUUCAAAAUUAUAGGGUUAAAAUAAUGUAAAUUUUUACAAUGCGCUAUAACUUAGAAUUUCGCAAAUUGACUUUCUAUGGUUUAACUAGGCCCAAAUAUAUCAGAAAAUCGAAACAAAUCUUUGGGCAAACGAUUUUAAGUAGCCCGCAAGACGCCCAGUUCAACCCUAAUCUUGCGAAAAUCGCGACAUUCCAGUGGUUAAAAAUAGCGUGACACGGCCCGUCACGCCAGCGGUGUUAACGACAGAUUCACUUUCAACAUUCUAUUCAACACUGAUAACAUAACAUAACAUAAUCUUUAUUUAACGUGGGAGAAACACUUAGCUAAAGCUAUUUUGCAGGUUUUCCACAAAUCAAUAUUAAGAAAGAAAGAAAGAAAAUAUGUACAUAGAAGUGUAAAAAUAUAAAAUAUCUAGCAUCUAAAAUUACAAAAUUAGAUAACUAAAAUUGAAUGUUCCUCACUUGUUUGUUAAAUUCUAGUCCUCCAGCUCUUAAUCGUAAUUCGUUUGGAAUACUGUUCCAUUGUUUUGCGGCGAAAUAUCUGAAGGAGUUUAAUCCAUACUUUGUAGUCUUUACUUUUGGCAGUGAUAGCGUAUUAUUGCCCCUUAAAUCGUACUUGUUGUCUCUCAUUUUAACGAGUUCCUUAAUGCAAGUGGGGGCGGUGCCUUGAAAACAGGCGUUUAUAGUUAUUAACAUGUCCUGGACACGACGGUUUUCCAGCGUGGUUCCUAAACCUAUUCGCUGUAGCAGUUCAUAAUAAGCUGAUGUUUUAUCUUUGUAAACAUAUCUUAGUGCACGCUCAUUUAUCUUUUUCUAUUUUCUUUGUGUUUCUCGAACCACAAUGAUGCCAUACCUGACUGCAAUAAUAAAAAUGAGGCAGAACAAACGCUCGAUACAGUAAUUCCUCGACCUUGCACGGAAGAAUGUUUUGUAACCUAUUCAGCGCAUUCAUCACAUGCCGAAUUCCAGCAUACAAUCUAUAUUACAUCUUUCAAUAACCUUAUCUUAUUUAGAAGAGUCAUUUUGUUUGGAUACAAUAUAUAGUGUAGAAUUGCCCAAAAGUCGGCUUUUUUGAGCAACGUCAGCAAGAUGUCGACGACCGAGCCCAACGAAAACAAACUUUGAACAAGUACAGUGGUGUGUUUCAUAAUUUAAGCAUCCGUCAAAAGGCAUAAAUACGUUAAAUUUAAGACAGGGAUAACCAAUAUUAACUAAUUCGAACAAUGUUUUUUUCUUGCGAGUUUUCUCUUUAAAGUAAUUAUGUAUAAGUAUAAAUGUACGUUUGGAUGUUUACUAUCACGCUUAUAAAGGUACAUUGUAACGAACGUUUCAGAAAACGUUUUAACUCCUUUCGAUCGACGAUGAAACGCCAUCAUCAAAAACAAAUCACCAAAAACUUUCCUCUACAGCAAAACGGAAAAUAGAGAACAAAGUGGCGUUUUACUAAUGCUAAAGCAGGAAUAGUUGCAGCGUGAUCAUGAGCUUUUAAAAAUGGCAAAUGCUCCUAAAUGGACAUCUAUAGAUCCCUUGCAUCGCCAUUGGAAAAAAAACUCUCUGGCCCACUAUGAACUAGCCUAUUCCAGGCGUAGUGGACAGUGGAUAGUGGAUAGAGGACGGUGGCGCGAAAUGGGGAACGGAGGAAAACAAACGUGGAAAAGAGUAAGAGGGAGAGAGUAGGAGGACCUUUCGCCCUCAAUCCCUAACCCCGCCCCUUCGCCAUUUUUUCUAGCCCACCUUUCUUUGCGUUUUCUCAACUAUCUGAAGGCCUGUUACAGGUUACCUAGGUCCUUCAUUUACAAAUUUUUAUGGUAUAUAACGUAUUUAUUCGAUUAACCGCCCUGGGCGCUUAUUAAAUUUUUGGACCUUGAGAGUGGGCGCUUAUUCGAGGUGGGUGCUUAUUCGAGGGCUGGGCGCUUAUUAAAUUUCGUCAUUCUCAGCAAGUGUAGUAUGUUUAUUUUGCAACAAAACUAUAAAUGGUACUAACAAAAAGCGGACAUGUAACAAAAAAUAAAAUGUAAAAUGCUCUGAAGAAAACUCCGUCUUCGGGAGGGUCUAUUAUUAUGUCUUAUUUAAGUUUGUGUAGGAGGGAGUGGGCGCUUAUUAACUGUUCUGCCUUUAGGAGGGGCGCUUAUUCGAGGUGGGCGCUAAUUUGAGCUUGGGCGCUUAUUCGAAUAAAUAGAGUAUUCAACUUGAGCGUCGAGCACUUUUGGCGCUUUGUUAUUGAUCAGCAGGAACGGAUUUGGUAGUACUAACUUUUCAACUGCUUUUAGACUGCGAAUUUUUUUUUCUUUCUUUCUUGCUGACUUUCUUUUAUUUUUUCUUUGUCAGUUUCUACCGUAAUUUUUAGACGUAUUUUUCGAUCCUCUCCCCAGUCUCACUCACUCUCCCCCCCCCACCCCCCCCCUCCCCUUUUUCCGAAAAAACAACAACAACAACAAUAAAAAUAGGGAAACAAAAUAGAGUAAUACUAAAGCUAAGAAGAAUCUUGCAACAAACGAAUGGGAACACCUAAAAAGGAAACUUUCCUCAUCCUCCGUAGCCUUAGUUCAAGAAACGUAGACGCUCAAGCGGGCCUCAAAAACCUUACCUUUGUCUUUGUCACAAACCGAAUAAGACUGAAAGCCUUAGUCUGCUUUACGAAAGUACCUUGUAGAUCUCCAGAAGAAGAAUUGUUUGCAGCCGGCCCUCAAUUAACCCCAAGAGACUUCGCCUGCUGCUGGUCAAUAUAUAGGAAUCGAAGGCUAUUCCAAAGAACUGCUCCAGAAAAACUAUUUUUCUUAACAUUUUUCUGGGGUAGAGGAAUAGCGAGUUUUCUGUGUCUCUUAAUACGUAAUUAGAGAUAUUGCAACGUUCUGCCCUUGCUACGAUCUACUAUGCACUUAACAAGGCCCCUCAAGGUACUUAAGCUUACUUAAGAUAUAUUGCGCAUAUUCUGGGAUACACUCGCCUCUCACCGCUCUUUGACGAAAUGUUCCUAGCGGCAGAUAGCGAUGAGAGGAAGCUGUAUUGCAGGCUUUUGGACAAAAGGAUUUUCUACUAUUUACGUGGGUAAACCGGUCGCUCCACGGUUUGGGCAAAUGGUGAGGAGAAUUCAGGACUGAUUAAUUUUGAUUCCGUUCGGUAAUCGCGUUUACCGUUUGCCUAAGUCAGUUUCGUUUAAUGAAAAACGGCCGCGAAAGCCUGAAACUGAUAUUCAAAAAAGGUUUGAAGACAUGAAAUCCGAACUUCCGCCAGAAAGUUUCCAACCAGGAAGACCAGGAAAAUAGGCGAACGCCUUUUUAGACGUUCCGUUUGUUUCAGGAAUUUUCCACUGAAACGUCAAAAGCAACCCGAAACUGAGUUAAUGGUAAGCCUGGCAAAGCACCAAAGUGUCCUCUUAGUUUGUUUUAAUGGGUCAUGUAUAUAGUCAUGCACUAGCUUCAUGAUUCAUACACGUUGUCAUACAAGUAUAUAGGCUCCUCUUUGGCAUCCACCUAGCUUUUUUUUCAGUUUUGAGAGCCCGCACCAAUACUUAGUCUAAAAUAUUUUUAUUCUUUAAAAUUGCUUCAAGGAAAUUAGUUUUUAUAAACCAAAUGGCAUUGAUUGGCCAUGAUUUAAUUCGUAAAUAUCUCUCAAUGCAAAAAUUCAUUCAGUAAUCAGUUUUAGUUUUUAGAUUUUGUUCUGUUUAUAUAUCAUUUUUUGGGGGAAAUCGCCAGUCUGAAACUGAACACGAAAGUGUGUGACGCUAUCCCAGGGACCCUAGAUGUUGUAUCUGAAGAAAAUGCUGCAAUCAAUGAGAAUCAUAGGUUAACUGAACGAUUUAAUUUCGAAUUGGCUUUUAAUCUGCCUUUAACUAAAUUGUUUAAAGCAUAUCUAUAGGCAACACUGGCGUGACGGGCCGUGUCACGCUAUUUUUAACCACUGCAAUGUCGCGUUUUUUUUGCAAAAUUAGGGUUGAACUCAACGUCUUGCGGGCUACUUGAAAUCGUUUGCCCAGAGAUUUGUUUCGAUUUUCUGAUAGAUUGGGGCCUAGAUAAGCAGUAGAAAGUCAAUUUUCGGAAUUUCAAGUUAUAGCGCAUUGUAAAAAUAAUUUUGAACGGUAGAAAUGGUCAAUAGGGCCUAUUUUUAACAAACCUUUUUGGCCACAAAAUGAUUACAGCUUUCACAAAUUUAUCGACUUAUAAGAAAGAAAGGGUCAUAAAAACUAUUCGUGUUUUUCAAAGGCUGCCAAAUCGUUGUGGUUUUACGCACGAGUCAAUGGAAUUUGUGUAAAAUUUCGCUUUACCGGAAGUGGAUUUUGAGCUCUGAACGGGCAAAAUGCGUUUUCUCGAAUUUUAACAAAAGAACACGUUAUUUGGGAAAACUAACUACAGCAUGUUUCAUUACUCAUUAAGGGUUAUCGAUGAGCCAAAUAUGAGCGAAAUCAAAUUUUGAACUUGUGCCGACCGUGGGUCGAUAUUUACGGAAAGCCGCUCUUAACAUUGAAUUUGGAAGUUGAGUGCUAUAACUUAAUGUUAGCUGCUCAAGUUGAAUGUGGAGGGGAUUGAACACCAAAGAAAAUAGCAAGAAGGUCCAAUUAUAACAUUGAUCUCAGAAAACUUCGCGUAAACAAAAUCACCGGCCGUCGAAACCACAAAGCGGCUCUAACUGAAAAACCUACCGACUCUCCGCAAUGAUUCUUCACUCGCAGUUCAAUUUAGCAUUUCAGUUUCGAAGACAAGGGCAAUUUUAAGAUAAAGAUUAAGCUUAUCGAAAUGUUUGAACUACAGGAAAGAAUGCCAGGGAUGCGAUCCGCUGAUUGCGCUAAAAUUGUUCAUAAUUAUACAUAAUUAUGCAAAUGUUUAGACAAUCAACCAAUCAAAACAACUACCCGGUUUUCGGGUAGUGAGUGACAUCACUGGACGGCAUUAACGGCCGGUCGAUUCAGACGUUACUGAGGGAGUUAUUACGACUCGAAGUAAUCGGAUUAGCCUGAGUAUCAGGCCUUCCUAAGGGGCUAGGUGAGAGGAGAUUUUAGAUGGGGGAGGGGGGAGGGGGAGAAGAAGCUCUCCCCCUUUUUCGCUUCCAUCUUUCCCCUUUUCCCCAGAAACGCCUGAUACUCAGGCUAUAAUCGGAUGAAAUUCAGGCUAAUCAUUUCUCAAGAUGGCGGCGGACUCCGUAGCUGUGGAAAGGUCCUUGUGAAACAUGUCCCGGCAACAUACAGGGCAUCACGUAAUUGACGUCAACACCUUGACUCAACUCCAUGAACAGGGAGAGGCGAUAAGUUCCAUUAUACCGUAAGUGAUGCUUGAUGUCUAGACGUGAAUAGUCUGUCCACAGACGUUUAUCCUUUUGCUUCUGACAACGCGCGAGUGAACCGGAGCGCAGUAACGAGCCCUGACCCCACACCAUUGCCCAAACGUUCACUAAAUCCCCAGCGCUUUUUAUUUUUGUACAAGAACAGAACAGGUACGUUUUUAUAUUUCAUUUAAUUUCAAUGCGCAGUUUACAAGUAAGAGCGUGGGUCCCUUAUGGUGGAGCUUGAAAACAACGAGACAUAUAGCUGUGUAGCAGGCGCUUCGAAGUAGGGCGCGAUAAAGAACGUGCGCGCGAGGAGAUACGCGUGUCUCUCUCGCGCGCCCCGUUCUUUCUUGAAAUUAAAAGAAUUAAUUAAGGUCAAAGGAUCAACUUUGUCGUUUCUUUUUCCUUUUUUUUUUUAAUGCUAAAAAAUUGGGUCGGUCGGACGAAGCUAAACGAAGAAAAAAGCGGGGAUGCCCUUUUAAUAUAGUUAUUUGGCUCCCUCAGCAGGGGUACGCAACCUCCGGUUGAUUGACAUGUAACGCCCGGUAGUUCACCCACGAAAUAAUUAUUUUUUUAAGUGUGAAAAUCGUUUUUUUCCAUUUAUUAACCAAAGAAAGACUUGACCCUUAUUUUACUCAGUUAGUUAUGUAAUGCAUACAAUCGAAAAAAAAAUAGAUAAUUAUAGGUAGCAGUGGCAGUGGCUGCUCUGGGACUUGAAGUCGAUUGUGAUGAUGCGGACUCCGACAGUGAUAGUGACUCAGAAUUUGGAUCUGAUGAAGACGAUCUCUAGAGAGCAGCUCUCUGACUCUAGAGAUAUGGGAUUCGUACACCCUUUCCGAUUGGAGUCCGUUUUGGCAUCAACUAAAAAACGAAGUGCAAACUGAUAAUUGCCAAAUCAGUCAAAUAUUUCUUUUUUUGUGAACAUUUUUUAACGCCUUAAAAGACCUUUCCGGUUACCCAAUUCCGGUCCAGGGAACGCGGGGAAUUGCAUUUUAGAGAGUCCAAUUUUAGAAAUUUCCCGGGAGGGGGGGCAUGCCCCCAGACCCCCUAGGAGUUCGUCCCUCCGGCACUCGAGAACACGGUGCGCGUCCGCAAACUGAACCACUGCAUCCGGUACUUCCAAUUGCUAUCGUAAACCCUGCCUGAGAGUGUAAAAGUAUAAGUUUACAAUGCCAGGAUCCAACCUCGUUCCCAAGGCGCUUUUCCCUGGCUUUGGAGGUGGGGCGCCCCACCUCCAAAGCCAUGGAAAAGCACCCUGGCGACGAGGUAGGCAAGGAUCAAGCGUAUACUGAGUAAUUUGAUGAAAAAUAAACCAAAGGCUGAGACUCUAUAAGGCGCUGCCUGACAAGGAAAUGGUGAACAAGAAGUGCUACCCCUCAUUUAAUAGAGACGUGAAAUACUAGGUGGACCAUAUCCUGAACUCCAGCGAAAACCGCAAGAGAAGAGCGCUCAAGGCUAAGGUGGACUAAAGCCCGAAAAAACAAAAGAAGUCUUGAGAAACGUCCUUAUCCUAUUCUUUCCGGGUUCGUAAUUUCAAGGAAGCGCUGAUCAAGAAUCAUACCUAAGGAGUGCAAACUUCUCGCAGCUUCCAGUGAAAGCAUGCAUAGAGUGACAACAGUGGUAAGCGGUCGUUCUGUGAAAUGUAACGCAAUCUUUGCCGCGUUUGAGAUCUCUCGCUUGGAUGUUGAUCUGUUCUCCCGUGUGGAUACUUCACAUUUCCAAUAUAUGGGAACACCAUGCUAAGGUACCAACAACAAACACUCACAACAUUGUUUUGUACGUUAAAAUCUCAUUUCCUGGACGUAAAAAGUAUUGAAUUUUAAGACUUUUUUCAAUAAGUGAUUUGCCCUUUGACAACGUGCACUUGGCAGGAAUUGACAGCUUAAAUCUGCCUUUCCUGUUAGCAAACGGUUUUAAAUUAUAUCAGAUUGCUGGAUAAACACGUCUUGGUUUCUGAAAGCUAAUAACUUCAAACCACUGUUGCUCAAACUGAUUUCUUAUAGUAUAUUUCCGAGUUUUUAGCAUCGGCCCGCUGAGCGAGGAAAGCUCAACUUUCAGAAAAGUACUACUUGUAUUUUUUGGCCUCAAAAAUUUUCUUUGAAGUUGCCCAUAGUUUUGAAAACAGAUCUUGAAAGAAGAGAUAACGCUCUAACGUGGUAUAAGACUCUUUGGUGAAAUCGAGGUACCAGCCGACGAUUUUGGGCUUUGAAAUUUGCCAUUUUUUCAUCGAACGAAAACGUUCAAAAUAUUGAAAAUAAUGAAAAAUCUCCAAAAUAUUACAUUUUCGUUCAAACUGAGUAAAUCGCCCCAUAAAAUGUAUAUAAUUAUGUACUUUUUUGAAUAAGUUUUUUGUUGUUUGCAUUACAAUUGAUUUGAUUUUUAAAACGAUUUUUUCGUGACACGCCGUCUCAGGCCUGUAAAAACCGGUCCGAGAGCCGCGAAACCAAUAGCCCCCCCUUUACGUCUAAAAUAAUUAGCGGAUCGAAGUAAAAAUUACAUUUACGUUAACAGCUUACCUAGUGCUACUAUGUGAAUUUUUUUGAGAAUUUUCGAUUUUUCACUUUUGUAGACCUCUGGUUGAUAUUUACUGACAUCCGCUCUUAACACAUUUACAGUGUUUUAGUGGAGCAAAUCAAAUGGUGGUAAUUGGGAAGGUGCUUGUUUGAUAAGAGGGACGUAAUAGGCAAGACAAGACAAUGUUUAAAUUAUUUGGAGUCUUAAUCUAAACUAGGACAUCAACUUCAUCAAAAAAAUUUCAAAUUAAGAAUUGGUUAGCUCGACUGGUUGAUUGUUCAAAAGCGCUUGGUGGGAGAGCCAUAUGAUUUCUUUAAAACAUACCGCUAACCUCCAUUUGCGAGUUAAAGUCGAUGCUUUUACAACAGCUGUUUAUCCUGCAAUCCCUAGAGCUGAUAAACCGUAUUUAUGUUAUAGGCUAAAAAGAACCUCUCCGAAAAAAAAAACAGAGAGCACAGCCAGUGACUAAGCUGAGUGGUGAGAUGAGCUGAACGUCAUUGACGUUAUUAACCAGAGGCUCAUAAGUUUAAGAUUUAAACCUGUAAGAACUAAAAACAAGUGCUUUCGAGAUCAUGAAGUGUGCCAAUGAAACACAACGUACCCUUCUGAACCAAAUGACGUAAUACAAAAGUGAACAAGACCCACACCCCAACGCCAAAAACGAACGAACAAUGGUUUCAGCAACACCAGGAAACACUCAAAAAAAUAUUAUUAAAGGUGAACAUUACAUUCAGUUCUUUAAAAUUUAUUGUUUCUCAUACAGCAGACUACGAUCCUUCAUGAACAGAAAAUAAGCACAGAGGAGAAGAAAACAUAUCCUGAAUUUCAUCCGAUUUCUUCGAGUCAUUUCCGGCCGUUAAAGCCGUACAGUGACGUCAUCACUACCCAAAAACCGGGUAGUGAUUUUGAUUGGUUGAUUGUCUAAACAUUCGCCUCCUGGAUAAUUAUGAGAAAUUUUAGCGGGAUUGUCGCUUGAUAUUCAGCGCGGAUGCUUGCGUGGAGUCCAAGCAUUUCGAUAAUCUUUAUGGUAAACACCAAAAUUGCCCUCGUCUUCGAAACUGAAAUGCUAAAUUGAACUGCGAGUGAAGAAUCAUUGCGGAGGCGGAGAGUCGGUAGGUUUUUCAUAAAGAGCCCCUUUGUGGUUUCGGCAGUGAUUUUGUUUAUGCGAAGUUUCUGAGACCAACGUUGUAAUUCCACCUUCAAGCUAUUUUCACCGUCAAGUGUAAUGAUUCUGUUAGCUUUUCUUUCUUGUUUCCUUGCUUUAUUUUUUCUUCGUUAAGGACCAAAUAGCUUCUUUUCAAUUAAAGCAAAUCCUUGUGUUUUUGAACCAAGGGUUCGGUGUUUAUAUUUAUUUCAUUGCGUGAUUGCGACCGAAUUUGAUUAUGGAGUUACAACCGGUUCAGAGUACUGCAUGCAGUUGAUAGUUUGAACUUAACACAUGAAUUACGGUGAAAAAAAAGUAACGCCAUUCUAUAUCACGCAGACAUUUCCAAACGACAUUUCUUGGUUUGCCACUUGCAUGAAUUUAAGCAAAGGAGUAGUGGCGUCACUGGACGGCAUUAACGACCGUUCGAUUCAGACGUUACUGAGGGAGUAUUAACGGCUCGAAGUAAUCAGAUGAAAUUCAGGCUACAGAAAACACAGCAUGCAGAUGACUGAAGGUACACUGAAUGUGUUUAGGUUCAGUUCCACAUAUCUGAGUUUGCAUUUAGUUUGGAGAAUGAGGAAAUGCGGGUUAAUUCAGGGAUGGAAAUUAAGCAUCUUUCAUGAACGCCGAUUGCGAGUCAUCAGAGAGUAGGCAAUAAGUGAAACCUGAAUUUGUGUAAAAUCUCAAAAAUAUAUGAUUUAAAUUUGCUCUUUUUUAAGGGAAUUAUCAAAGAUGGCGUGGACCAAGACGGUGAUAUGUAAGGAACCUUGCGAAUUUUUGGGAAGAUGUUGCUCAGCUCCCAUUGGUCGGCUUAUACGAUAACGAACGAUUCGUAGCCGAAAAAAAAGAGUUAAGCAUGCUUCAAAAAUUGAAAUUCGACUAUUGCAGAGACUGCUUGCGUUCCUACUUCAUUUAGUCAAGUGGGCAAGCCUGUACGACCGCUCAGGCACGCGAGAGUGCAGAAAGCGAACGAGCAAAGCAUGACUGCUUUCGUCUCAACAAUCCCCAGGGACAGCUGGCAGCCUAUGUAUUAUGAUAGCACUGGCUCAGGGACUGGCUUAACUGACCAUGUUAACAGGUUUAGCGUGACUCCCUGUGUCAUUAUUAAUCCCAGCCCUUCGCGUAUAAACAUACGAAUAGAUCAAGAUUCACGCGAUAAAAAGGUGCAUGUCACUAGUGAUAAGAUUCAUUCCUAUCAAGUGGUCUUGUUUACCCCAGCUUUUGCGUGGUUAGGAUCGCAUUGCUAACUUUACCUAAAUUGGCUUAAUAGUUUGUAGUUCUUGUCGGACACUAACAAACUCACCACAAGUAGUAACUAUUAGUGACUAUACUAGAUACUAUAUUACUUGUAGAGCAACUAUACUGAGAAAGCGAUUACUUAUUAACUCCUAUUAGGUCGCUUUAUCUAAUCAAUACCCUGCGAGCAGUGGUUUCUUCCUAGAAAAACCACUGUUCGCAGCGGGUAUGGAUCGUGGGAAGGAAAAAAUUUCAUUACACGGAUUUCUUAUUAUUUAUCAUUUAUCAGUCUGAUGAUCGCUUAGUGCGUGAAACUCCGAGUUACAACUCCAUUUACGUCCAUCCUUUUCUUUUGUAUAUAUUUAUAUAUUUAUUAUCCUUGCAUUCACUGACUUGGUAAAUAUACUAACUAAUGUUACUGUUGAUUACUAAAAUAACUAUAGCAUAGUUGCUAUAUAUAAAUACUUCACUGUUUAUAUGGAAGACAAACGUUAUAGAUCACACUCUAUACUAGAGAAAACUAUAUCUCAAUGUAUAAACCUAUUUAACAGAGGACGCACAUAAGACUAAGGUACCAUACUAAUCUAUAUAAAGAUUUAUUUCACUCUAUGUUAGAGGAUCCAUUAGUUACUCAACUAUUGACCUGCGUGGCAGGUUUCGAAAGGGGUGGGAAUUGAGGGAAAAGGGAUCUCCCCUUUUUUGCGCUAGUACCAAGCAGACUAUACUAAAUUUCAUUGUUUCCUUUUCUUGCGUGUCAGCAAGUUACAUUUUAUUUAUCAAAUU